AUGUCAGGAAAAUUUACUGGAUUAAUUGCACGGAUUAGAAAUAUCAUACCAUCAGUCACAUGGCAUCAUUGUUGCAUUCAUCGCGAAGCCAUAGUUUCUAAAAAAAUACCAAUACAUUUGAAAACAGUUUUGGACGAUGCUGUAAAAAUUGUGAACUUUAUAAAAGCAAAAUCAUUGAAUUCAAGAAUUUUUGAACAACUUUGCAAAGACAUGGAUAGUGAACAUUAUCAACUUCUGUUGCAUUCUGAAAUUCGUUGGUUAUCUCGAGGUAAAGUGCUCUCUCGUCUAUUUGAAUUGAAAGAUGAGGUAAGAUUAUUUUUUAUCGAACAUAAAUCAUUUUCGUUGAGUGAACGCGUGAAUGAUUAUUCUUGGUUGGUUACUUUAGCAUAUCUAUCAGAUAUAUUUACUCAUUUAAACGCACUUAAUUUAAGUCUUCAAGGAACACAUAUUACAAUUUUCAAAGUUGAAGAUAAGAUUGAAGCGAUGAUUAAAAAGUUGGAACUGUGGAGUCUUCGGCUGUCAAAGAAGAAUUACGAUCCAUUUCCAAAUCUCAAAAAUUUUAUUGAAUCAACUGAAGAAGAAUUGUCAGAUAAAGAUUCUAAAUAUUUCAUACAACACAUGGGUGAUAUGCAACGUAGCUUCCGUGAUUACUUUCCUGUUCCAGAUAUAAGUAGAAAUUGGAUUCGACAACCUUUUGAAAUUGAUAUUCAUCAAAUAAAUGGACUGACAUCAUUGGAAGAAGAUAGCCUUGUAGAAAUGUCUACAGAUACUAAUUUAAAAAUGCAGUUCAAUCAAAAGUCAUUAGAACAUUUUUGGUUGCAUGUUCGAAAGGAUUAUCCACAAUUAUCGAGUAAAGCUCUGAAAGUUUUGAUUCCAUUUCCCACAACUUAUUUAUGUGAAAAAGCAUUCUCCGCCCUCGUUUAUACUAAGAAUAAGUUUCGAAACCGAAUAGAAAACGUAGAAUCUGAACUACGAUUAAAGCUUUCGAGUAUUGAGCCCGAUGUUCAAAAACUCGUAACUGAAAUGCAACAUCAACCAUUAACACUUAUUAAUUAA
Messenger RNA from Rhopalosiphum maidis (corn leaf aphid), 1056 nucleotides. Its product is annotated as zinc finger BED domain-containing protein 5-like. Lineage: Eukaryota; Metazoa; Arthropoda; Insecta; Hemiptera; Aphididae. The transcript has a single exon. Gene Ontology annotation, molecular function: protein dimerization activity. The coding region runs from base 1 to 1056 and encodes 351 amino acids. The record is from RefSeq and is a predicted model, not a curated record.